Cuscuta campestris is the source of this 1248-nucleotide messenger RNA. Lineage: Eukaryota; Viridiplantae; Streptophyta; Magnoliopsida; Solanales; Convolvulaceae. The record is from the annotation of a GenBank genome assembly.
CUCCAUAUUUUCUUAUCUGAAACACUAUUCACAAUUUUUCUGAUAAUAAAAUACUUUCUCCAUUUUCAAUUUUUUGAGAAUAGUUCCACACUAACUUUUUCGCUAUCCCACAAAACACAUCGAUUAUGUUGGUUGGGAAUUGGGAAUUUGGGAUUAAUUUCAGGAGUGGAGUCAUUUUCUUCCCUUACCCGAUCUCUCUAUCUCAAGCUGUCAACAAUGGCUUCCAACGGCUUCGGCGGUGGAGAAUCUUUCUCUCCUUCAGCUCCGCCAUUACCCGCCACAGAUGAGCCCUGCUUGGCCCAACCAUACCAUCCCGCAUCUCCCCCCUCAGUCCUCCAUCCCCCGACGACAACUCACUCCGUUCCUAGUUACGCUCCGGCAACUUACUCCGUUCCCAGCUACGCCCCGGCAACUUACUCCGUUCCAAGCUAUGCUCCUCCGGCAACUCCGUCUCAGCAACAGAGUAGCAGCAAUUACGGGCCGAGUCCGUCCCAUGGCUACGACUCGUACAGUGCUUUUCCUCCUGGCACUCACCCGGAUGUCAUUCGGAGCUUUCAAAUGGUGGAUUUGGAUCAUAGCGGGUUAAUUGAAGACAAGGAGCUUCUACAGGCCCUCUCUACCGGUUACCAGAAAUUCAGUCUCAGGACAAUUCGAUUGCUCAUCUCUCUCUUUAAGAACCCUAGUGAAUCUUCUCUCAGGAUCGGUGCCUUAUCUGGAGCUAUACAAAGGAAUAUGGCUGUUUUAACCGUGUGGCAUUCGGAGAUGCUUUGUUUUAUUUUGAAAUGGCUAUUUGAAGAAACCUUUGAGAGGUUUGAUAGAGAUGGGAGUGGUAAAAUUGAUGAAACAGAACUAAGGGAUGCUCUCUACAGUCUUGGGUAUUUGGUGCCUCCUCUAGUCCUUCAACUCCUGGUUUCCAGAUAUGAUGACUGUGCAGGGCUGGACUUCAAUGAAUUUGUAGAAUGUGGGAUGAUUUUUAAGGGUCUGACAGAGAAGUUCAAAGAGAAGGAUACACAGUAUGCAGGCUCUGCAAAGCUGAGUUAUGAUGAGUUUCUGUCUAUGGUCAUCCCUUUUCUUGUGUCAUACUAAGAAGGAUUGAUGGACCACUCCCCAAGGUGCCCUAAUUUUUAAGAGUAUAGUGAUGAAUUAGGAAGGGACACAAUAUGUUUACGUUGAUACCAUUCAGUCAAGUGGGAGCACCAUAUGCCUUUGGGGCAAUAUUAAAAAAUAUUAUAAAUUUCAACUCUUUUG